GUGAUUUGGCGGGCUUUCAAUGUCGUCUCCUUGGAUCACCAAUGUUUUAGACCAAGUAUCCCAGAGGCUGACCAUGUUAGCUGAGAUUUGGGAUGCGAUGGGUCUAGAAGGAGAAAAUUUGCAGCUGCGAAUUCAUUCCUUGUCUUCCCAUUUGUUUGCAAUGUUGGAUGGAAUGUAUAGUGAAGAAAUCUUAGCGAAGCAGACUAUCAUUGACUCAAUCAGAGUAUUAAAGGCUAAGAUAAAAGAGUAUGAAUCGGAACUAGGAGUGACCAACAAUAUUUCAGAAACAUCAUCGCUUGUAAUGACUGAGAAACUGUUUUACGAUUAUUUUAAAUCGCUCACCGAAAAGUCCUCCGCAAUCCUUCAGAGGUAUAAAUCACUUAAGCAGGAAGAAAAGGAUUUAUGCCUGCGACUUGAUGAACCUCCUGUCCCUGAGACAUUCAUACACGUCCCAAAUCCUGAACAAAUAGGAAUCUUAAAAGAAAACAUUGAUCAUCUAACUAUAGAAAAACGUUCCCGUUCUCUCCGCUUGUCUAAAUUGAUCCAAGAAAUUAGAAAUCUGAAAGAUAUCCUGCAACAAGAAACUACCGAUGACGAGGAAAUAAUGACUCUGAUCACUGCUCCUAAUCCAAUGGAAAAUAUAUCUCUAUCACAAACUUUUCUCGACCAUGUUACAAAAUUAAGAAACAGUUUGGCGCAGGAGUUUGUCAAGCUAGAUGACGAAUGUCAGAGAAUCAUAAAAGAAAUCUUACAUAUAGAAGGUCGUCUUAAUAUUGACAUCGACAAUGCUGUGAAUACUCAACAACCAGUAUCUGCUCGCUUCUUAUACUAUUUAAAAGAAGAACUAAAUCGUCUAAAAAAUUUGCAACUAAAAAGUUUGGCGUCUGUUAUUUCUAAGUGUCAAGCCGAAUUGGUAGUAUGGUGGGGAAACUGCUUCGUUGGUGAAGAAGACCGCCAGUUGCAUUUAGUUUCUGAAAAUCAAGAAUUGAACGAAGCAUUACUUAUAUCCCUCGAAUCUGAAGUAGCAAAAUGGAAAUCAUUUUAUCUGGAUAAUGAACCACUUUUCAAGGCGGUUGAAACGUGGCAGUGUACAUUAUCGCGUCUUCGAAUGUCUGAACAAAAAAUGAAAGAUCCUUCAGUUUUAAAAAAUCGAGGCGGAAUCCUAUUGGUUAUCAAUAAAGAAAUUAAUCAAUUAAAGCGUGAUCUCAGUCGUCAUUAUUCUAUCUUAAAAGAGAUCUCUGUGAAUUAUCCUGAGAUGAAGGUUCAUGGAUUAUCAAUUCUUGAUUAUUUGGAUUAUUAUGAACAUCAGUGUGGAAUAGGAAAAGAAAAUCAAAAUCCAGAGAAUCUUUCUACUUCCAUUAGUAAAGUUGGAAAUAGUACAAAAAGAGUUUUUAAUGCAAAUAAGUCAACUCUGCUUACUCCAAAAAGUGUAAAGAAACCAUGUACAGGUUUGUUAAAUUACACCUCAACAACAUUCAAUAGCAAUUCUAAAUUAGCUACCAUGCAAUCGCCUCUCUUGGCUUGUUCCAGUAUGGUUUCUCUACAUGGAAUUGGUUCUACAGAAUCCUUGUCAUUAGUCCACACGCCUAUAACAAAAGCAAAGUCUUCAACACAAACUCCAGUCGCUUCAUGCAUUUCAUCGAGUUCAUCGCAAAAAAAAGUUGUCGCAAGUAUACCCACAAGACGUCGAAGUGCAAGACUUAGUGGGAAGAAAGUCUGUUCGACACCACGCGUUUUACAGAUAAAAAAUAUGCGAAACAAUAAUGAUAGUUCUUUCCUUUCUCCUUUAUCUACGGCACCUAAAUCUGCUGUGAAAUCUUCACGUAAUGUACAUAACACAACGACAUCAUCUGUCAAUAAUAGAAUACAAAGAGCUCCGUUCCGUACUUGAAAUUCAUUUAAUGUAUUUAGUUGUGUAUCAUCAUUUGUACAAAAUCAUAAUUAUUUUUCAUGUUUACUUACUUUUCGUGGUUGUAUAUAUACAUAUGUAUACAUUAAUUCAUAAAGCACCAAUUACAU
Messenger RNA from Schistosoma turkestanicum, 2019 nucleotides. Lineage: Eukaryota; Metazoa; Platyhelminthes; Trematoda; Strigeidida; Schistosomatidae. The record is from the annotation of a GenBank genome assembly.